AUGACAAGCGCAAAGAGUGAGAGUGUGACAAUGGCAGAAAAUCAAAUUCUCCGAUGUGGAUGGUUAACUAAAGACCCGAUAUACAUAAAAUAUCACGACGAAGAGUGGGGCAAACCGCAAUAUAAUAACGAAGCUUUAUUUGAAAUGUUGUGUUUAGAAGGCCAACAAGCAGGGCUGUCAUGGUUAACGAUACUAAAGAAGAGGGAAAACUAUCGAAAGAUAUUUUUUAACUUUGAUCCUCACAAAAUAUCAAAGUUAACAGAAAAGAAUGUAAAAUUAAUUUUAAAUGAAUCCGGAAUUGUAAGGCAUAAAGGAAAAAUUGAUUCAAUAAUAAACAAUGCUAAAUGUUACUUACAAAUGGAAAACGAAGGUGAAGAUUUUUCCACUUUUAUUUGGAGUUUUGUCAAUAAAAAACCAAUUAUCAACUCUUGGAAAAAAUACACAGAUAUUCCUCCCGAAACACCAGAAUCUGCAGCCUUAUCGAAAGCUUUGAAAAAAAGAGGUUUUAAGUUUGUGGGCUCCAAAAUUUGUUACGCUUUCAUGCAAGCAUGUGGUCUUGUCAAUGAUCAUGUUGUUAACUGUGUGUGUUCUAAUACUUACAAAUAA
Molecule: messenger RNA, 606 nt
Organism: Spodoptera littoralis (African cotton leafworm)
Lineage: Eukaryota; Metazoa; Arthropoda; Insecta; Lepidoptera; Noctuidae
Source: the annotation of a GenBank genome assembly